Molecule: messenger RNA, 375 nt
Organism: Striga asiatica
Lineage: Eukaryota; Viridiplantae; Streptophyta; Magnoliopsida; Lamiales; Orobanchaceae
Source: the annotation of a GenBank genome assembly
AUGUUUGCCAAAGGAAGACAAGCGUCGAAAUCUCAGCUCCUGAAAUCCACCCCCUUCUAUGCGUAUGCGGAAAACGUGUUUAGUUUCCAAUUACGAUGGAUCACAAGCAAGGGGGACAGAAGUCGCCUUUCGGAUUUGGAAUUCUUUUCGAGGUUGGGUUUCGAGGACAGCAUCAACCAACAUAGUUGGAUAGUUAUGCGUCAGGAUCUUGAGAAAAUGGGACAAGAACUGAAAGCUAGAGCGCAAGGCUCGUACCUCGGGCGUCGGAAACAAACCACUUUGGGAAAGGGAUUUACAGUCCUUUGCCAAGGAAGAAAGAGGUACCCAGCGGCGGAUACAGAUUGGCAUCUAGUAAAUCGACAACCAAGACACUGA